Messenger RNA from Symsagittifera roscoffensis, 1387 nucleotides. RefSeq lists its product as uncharacterized. The coding region runs from base 110 to 1351 and encodes 413 amino acids. The transcript is spliced from 2 exons. The record is from RefSeq and is a predicted model, not a curated record. NCBI's taxonomy places the organism in Eukaryota, Metazoa, Xenacoelomorpha, Acoela, Convolutidae. Gene Ontology annotation, cellular component: Golgi membrane. Gene Ontology annotation, molecular function: hexosyltransferase activity.
CUGAAGGGAAAUUUGUUGUUUGUUUGCUGGCGCUUUUAUUCAAACGUACUGUACGACCGUGCACGUUGAAAUUUAUUUUGUGAUUUUAUGCAAAAUUGAGUCAUACAAGAUGGCAAGAUGGAUAUCGAAAAUCAGCCGCGGCUUGCAAAAUACACGAUUUUGGACUUUUGCAUUGGUGAUAAUUUUGCUUAUAUUCACGAGGAUUUGUCUCAGGACUAGAGGGGAAAAGAAGUUCACAACCGAGAAUAAUCACUCUGACCACCAACAAAGAACAAAAAUAAAAACCCCUGUAAUCAAUAGCAAAGUUUUUGAGCAGCAGAGAAAAUGUUUUGAACAGUCGUGGAACAACCAUACAAACAAAGUGCAUCCAAAAGCUCCAAUUCAUCAGCUUUUGCCAGGCAUGGAAAUCAUUGAAGACAAUUCAGACGCUAUGCGACUUUCUGAAAAGUGCUCGAACAACCCCUCGGAAAGUCUGCGAGUUCUGAUGAUCAAUUCGCGAAUUGGCUCUUUUUUGCAGCGAGAAGCUCUACGUGAAACCUACAUUCCUAAUUUACUGAAAAAUAGCUCAGAACAACUAUCUUGGAUUUAUUUUUUCUCCACAAAUAAAGCCAGCACAAAAUUCAGAGGUCGAAUAAAUGCAGAAAAAAAUAAAUAUGGCGAUCUCAUAACUUUUAACACUCCUGAAGGCUACAACCUGACACCGCUGAAAAUUCUCGCUUCAAUGAAGCUCGUAAACUGCUUUUGUCCGAAUGUAGCUUAUUUUUUGAAGGCAGACGAUGAUUCCUAUUUGAGAAUCGAAGAAAUUGACCAAGAGUUGCCAAAAUUACAACAGCGGGUGGACCAAAACUUUCCCGCACUCAGACUAAGCGCAGACGGUAAGAAAUCAUCAUUAGGUCAUGCACCUCUGAACAGUGGAGGAAAAUGCAAUGUACAGCCUGUUCCGCGGAAAUACCAACAUUCGGUGCCUUUUGAUUCUAUACCUCAAAAGAUAUUUCCAUUCAAAUACUGUUGGGGUCAAAUGUCAGUUUGGUCAAAACCGGUCAUCGAAAGAAUCGUUUCUAAUUGCGCCACCCAUUGUAUUGGGUUUUACGGCGGCCAGCAAGACUUCAACUUCAGUAGACCUUGCCUGUGGAGACCAGAAGACAUGUUCCUUGGCUCCUGUAUCCAUGCUCUCUUUUCGAACGAGAUUGUCAUUGAAGAGAUUACAAAUUCAGGUCAUGCUCUAGCUCGAAAAAGCUUAUUUGAAAUGCUAUAUACCACACACCAUAUUGUAGGCAUGGAUAGGAACUCACCACAACAAAUAAAAUCAACACACCAGCUCUACAGUUUUAUCGACAAAACUUUUGGAUGAUGUAUUUCAAACUCCAUGAAUGUUGUGAAUUUAAAG